Messenger RNA from Phytophthora sojae, 1083 nucleotides. RefSeq lists its product as hypothetical. The record is from RefSeq and is a predicted model, not a curated record. The coding region runs from base 1 to 1083 and encodes 360 amino acids. The transcript has 3 exons. Lineage: Eukaryota; Oomycota; Peronosporomycetes; Peronosporales; Peronosporaceae.
AUGGCCCCAGUCAAGAAAUCAUCCUCGAAGACGACUCCCCGCUCUGCACGCGCGCCACGCAAGCGCGCAUCACGGUCGGAGCGCGUGCGCGCAUCCAGAGCGCCGCCCAACAUCGCGCCCAAGGAGCCCGUCGUGUACAACUCGCCGUACGCGUACGCGUACGCGGUGGCGGAUCCGGCGGUGUCCCCGUUCACGUUCGACAACAUAAUGGUGGCGACCACGAGCGAGGACACCGCCGUGAGCUUCCUAUUGCGUCACGGCCUCCUCGCCUCCUCUAAGACAUGCGAGUACUGCGACUAUCCCAUGAACCUGUGCGUCUACAAACGCGGCACGGAGGACGAGGACCGCCGCUGGCGAUGCCGCCGUAGCGGCCACCCGGACAAGGAGCUCAGCCUGAAGAAAGGCUCCUUCUUCGACGGCACCAAGCGAGCGUACCGCACUGUGCUGCGCCUGAUGUUCUUCUGGGCGUCGGACAUCCCCGUCGGAACCGCGGAGCAGUUCCUGGGCAUCUCAGACGUCACGGCGAUCGACUGGUACGGCUUCUGCCGCGACAUCUGCUCCGCCGAUAUGCUGCAGUGCAGCAUGAUGAUCGGCGGCGUGGGCCACACCCAGCACGAGGACUACUGGCUCUUCGGCGGUGUCGAUCGGGCCACGGGGCGGUGGUUCGGCAUCGUCACCGGCCCCGACCGCAAAAAGAAGACGCUGUCUCCUCUCAUCGGUAAGCAUAUCAUGGCCGGGUCGACCAUCAUCUCCGACCAGUUCUCCUCGUAUGUUUCUGUCAACGGGAAGCAUACGUUGGAGAACAACAAGUGGCUAAAGGGCAAGAACUACACCCACAAGUGGGUCAACCACGACAAGUUCUUUGUGGACCCCAAGACGGGGGGCCAUACGAACCGCAUUAAAGGGACGUGGGAAGUGCGCGUGAAGCGCUACAUCAAGGCUAUGCGCGGUGUCCCCAAGGAGCGCCUGGACCAGUACCUGGACAUGUACCUGUGGAAGUCCUGGUACUUCAACGGCACUGUCCCGAAGUGCCAGUACCUUGACGGCCUCGUGCAGGGCAUCCGCAAACACUACCCAGUUUAG